ACAGCGAGACGGGAGUACGAUGACCUCCAACGCCGCCACAACAUCCUCACCGAAGAGAGGAACCAUCUGGACGCCGAGCUGAGAGAGAGGGAGAGAGAGCUGAACAAGCUUAAGAAUGUCUCCGAAAAGCUGUUCAGAGAGUACCAGCAGCUGAAGAACCAGCAUGAAGUCGACGCUGGAGUUAUGCAUAAGGUUAUGCAGCAAGCUGGCGAGUGGUACAAGCAAAACAAGCAGCUGAAGCGCCGCAGCACCGCGCUGCUUCAAGCGCUGCCGGCGCGCGCCGUUGACAUCGACCUAACCGACUCUACUGACACAGCGUCAGAUACCAGCAGUAACGAGGAGGUGGAGUUCCUGAAGCAGACGGUAUGCGAGCUCAGCCGGCAGACGGCCGAGCUACAGACCGAGCUCAGCGCGGCCAAGCUGCACGAGUUCGAAGCUCACGAGCUUAACGUGGCACUCGCACAGGAAGUAGAAACAGAGCGAGAGAAAUGCACAUCCCAACAGAAGGAGUUAGAAGAGUUACGCAAUCAACUGGAGCGACACAACCGCGUGUCCAAGCUGCUCGUCGACGAAGUGUCCGCGCUCAAGAACAACGCCGACAAGGACAGGGAGAUGGCUGAGACAUACAAAUCCGAAGCGCGUGAUGCUAAAAAGCGUGUCAAACUGCUCACUCAUCAGAGCACGCUGCUCAUGGGGGAGUUAGAAGCUGAUGAGCGACUCAUGCUGCUUCUGACCGAAGUGGACAGCCUCAAGGACGCGUUGGAGAACCAGGCGCUCAGGCACCACGAACAAGUGGAGGAGUUGCAGCUAAAACUGGCAGAGAAGCACGAAGACACAGAUAUCCUGCUCUGGGAAGAAAAGAUCCGCUUAGCGGAGGAUGACGCGCGCCGAGCGGUCGAGCGAGCGGAGCGCGCUGAACGGAGGCUAGCGGAGAUAGAGCGGAGACUAGCGGAGGUCGAAAAGAAGCCGCUGAAGAAGUCCAAUCUCUUGUCCAGGAUCAGUUAUUUUGAGAAUGGCGGCGAAGCGAAAGAGGAAGUGGAGGUUACUCCACCACCCCCAGAACGGUCUCCCUCCCCACCGCCCGCGCCUUCCAUCCCUCCCCCCCCACCUCCCCUCGUACUUCCACCCCCUCCGCCCCCUUCAUUACCCCCUCCGCCGCCACCGCCACCGCCACCGCCGGUAGCGUUCAUGGGGGAACAUGAGGACAUGGCCACGUUGCUGGCUAGUAAGCAAGGGACGUUGAAGAAGACUAAGCAGAAUGGAGGUGGAGCCAUAGACGCGAUAGUAGACCAGAUCAAAGGCGGCAAGUUCCAGCUUAAAUCCCGGGAACAGAACCCCGAACCCCGCCCCAAGGACGAGCAACCAGAAGCGGUUAAAGAAAUGCUCGCUAUACUCGGCACGCUGCGCAAGAGACGCAGCGUCAAGAGGGACUUCAGCGACGUGUGACACAAAACCAUCUCAUAAAUAGGAUUCCUGCAUAAUGCCAAUUAGACAAUAUAAUAAGUAUUUUUAGUUUUAACACUGAUUAUGUCUUCCUUUGACAAUAUUUUAUAAAUACAUAUUAUUUAAAUUUCGACCACAAUAUUUCGAUGAUGACUACUGACAACUAGUGUUGCCUAACUAUCGAUAGAGCAUAAUAUCGAGAGUAAAUAUCCCCAUUUAUGUUACGAAAUUACUCUUUUAACUUUAUCACACAUUACAAUAAUUAUAUUAACAUAUUUUCUAUUCUAUAUCGUAUUCAAACUUCUCGUACAAAAGAUAUAAUUGUAACAAAACAUAUCCAUGCGCAUUUCUCUUUAUAUGUUUUAUAAAAAUAUAUGACAAUGUUUUAUAAGUACAGUAGAAAUAUUAUAUUUAUAGAAAAAUAUUAAGGCUUUAGAUCAAUAUUAAAUGAAUGGUUGGGUUGUUUGUAAGUUUGUUAAGGCGGAACAUGGAAAAAGAAAUGUUUACUUAUGUAAAAAUAACGUAUGCUAUAUUAAAAGUUGAAACCGUAAAUUAUUAUUAUACAUAUUAAAACAAGUGGAAAAA
Messenger RNA from Ostrinia furnacalis (Asian corn borer), 2028 nucleotides. RefSeq names its product shootin-1-like. The record is from RefSeq and is a predicted model, not a curated record. Gene Ontology annotation, cellular component: cytoplasm; axonal growth cone; cell leading edge. Lineage: Eukaryota; Metazoa; Arthropoda; Insecta; Lepidoptera; Crambidae. Gene Ontology annotation, biological process: neuron projection morphogenesis; positive regulation of neuron migration.